Messenger RNA from Xenopus laevis (African clawed frog), 5071 nucleotides. It is a transcript of the gene krit1.L, whose product is annotated as KRIT1, ankyrin repeat containing L homeolog. The record is from RefSeq and is a predicted model, not a curated record. The coding region runs from base 191 to 2422 and encodes 743 amino acids. The transcript has 17 exons. Gene Ontology annotation, cellular component: plasma membrane. Gene Ontology annotation, biological process: negative regulation of angiogenesis; cell redox homeostasis; regulation of establishment of cell polarity. NCBI's taxonomy places the organism in Eukaryota, Metazoa, Chordata, Amphibia, Anura, Pipidae.
AUCGCUGGCGCUGUCUAUGUACAGACUGGCCGGCAGGCAAAGCUCCGCCCAACUCCGGAUGCCCCGCCCAUACUGUGAGUGAGGAAGAGAAUAUACACAUUGGGCUGCCCUGGAAUUGCGUGGCUGGAGGGCCUGCCCAAGCCCUCCACUGGUUUACAAGUAGGGAAUACUGAGCAGGAGCUACGGUACCAUGGGCAGCCCCACUGACACGGAAGAUGUUUAUGUUGCUGUGAUCAGACCAAAGAACGCAGGAAGUCUCAAUUCUCGGGAGUACCGAGCAAAAUUGUAUGAAAUUUUAAUGAUCGAGGUACCAGUUGAAGGACAGAAGAAAAAGAGAAAGAAGGUUUUGUUGGAGACUAAACUUCAAGGGGAUAAAGAUACAGCUCAGGAAAUACUGGACUAUGUUUUAGAGUCCACCAAACUCAUCUCUCCUUCAAAUCAAGGGGUUAAAGGAAAAAGAGUUGUACGCAUGAAAAAGUUUACACUUGAUGGAGAAAAAACUGGCAGAGAAGCCACCCUGUUUCUCGUACCUACUGCUGUCAAAGAGAAUGCAAAGAAUUCAUACAAUCCUGGCAGCCCAGUCUUCUACUGUUUCCAGGAUAUUAUGAGGGUGUGCAGUGAAUCCAGCACUCAUUUUUCUACUGUCACAGCACGGAUGCUAAUUGUUCUGGAUAAGUGGCUGGAUGAACAGCACACACAGUCUCACGCUAUCGCCGCACUCUUCAGACCUUCUCCACUGGAGAGAAUAAAGACCAACAUCACAAACCCGGCCUAUGCCACUGAAGCUUGCCAGCCUGAGAACUCUCUGCACAUGGGAUACACAGCUUUGGAAAUAAAAAGCAAAAUGAUGGCUUUAGAGAAGGCAGAUAUGUGUAUCUACAAUCCUCUGUUUGGGUCAGAUCUUCAAUAUACCAACAGGGUUGAUAAAGUGGUGAUUAAUCCAUACUUUGGACUUGGAGCACCUGAUUAUUCAAAGAUACAGAUCCCAAAGAGAGAAAAAUGGCAAAGAAGCAUGAGUAGCGUCAUGGAAGAUAAAGAGCGUCAGUGGGUGGACGACUUCCCUCUGCACCGCAGCGCUUGUGAAGGAGACGCUACCCUGCUCAGUCGGCUCCUGGAUGAAGGCUUUUCAGUCAACCAGCUGGACAAUGACCAGUGGGCACCAAUCCACUAUGCGUGCUGGUAUGGGAAAGUAGAAGCAACAAGCAUGUUGUUAGAGAAAGGAAAAUGCAACCCUAACCUGUUAAAUGGACAACUCAGCUCCCCUCUUCAUUUUGCUGCUGGUGGAGGACAUGCUGAAAUCGUACAGAUCCUCCUCAACCAUCAAGAGACAGACCGGCACAUUUGUGAUCAGCAAGGACGAUCUCCACUAGACAUCUGUGAGGAGAAUAAGCAGAACAAGUGGGAAGAGACAGUCACGCUUCUUAAGGAUUCCGUUAAUAAGCCUUAUGAAAAAGUGAAAAUCUAUAGAAUGGACGGCUCAUACCGCUCUGUGGAACUGAAGCACGGGAACAACAAUACAGUGCAGCAGAUUAUGGAGGGGAUGCGGCUUUCACAAGAGACCCAGCAGUACUUUACUAUAUGGAUCUGUUCUGAGAAUAUCAGUCUCCAGUUGAAGCCUUUUCACAAACCCUUGCAGCACAUAAGAGACUGGGCAGAGAUAGUUUCGGAGCUGACAAACCUGGAUCCCCAAAGGGAGACCCCGCAGCUCUUCCUAAGGAGGGAUGUGAAGCUGCAACUAGAUGUUGAGAAGAAGAUUGAAGAGCCGCUGGCAAUACUCAUUCUGUUUGAUGAAGCAAGAUACAACCUUUUAAAAGGUUUCUACCCGGCGCCUGAUGCCAAGCUGAUCACAUUGGCCAGCCUUCUCCUGCAGAUUGUCUAUGGCAAUUAUGAGAGCAAGAAGCACAAACAGGGUUUCUUAAAUGAAGAAAAUCUAAAAUCCAUUGUCCCAAUCACCAAAGUAAAGAGUAAGGCACCUCACUGGACCAAUCGUAUACUGCAUGAGUAUAAGAAUGUGAGUACGAGUGAAGGAAUAAGCAAAGAGAUGCACCAUCUGCAGCGCAUGUUCCUUCAGAAUUGCUGGGAUAUCCCCACCUACGGAGCCGCGUUCUUCACCGGACAGAUCUAUACCAAAGGGAGUUCCAGCAGCCACAAAGUCAUUCGAGUCUACGUUGGCGUCAACAUCAAGGGACUGCAUCUACUGAAUUUAGAAACUAAGGCCCUGCUCAUCAGUCUCAAGUUUGGCUGCUUCAUGUGGCAGUUGGGAGAUGCCGAUACCUGCUUUCAGAUUCAUAGUAUUGGAAAUAAAAUGAGUUUUAUUGUUCACACCAAGCAGGCCGGCCUUGUAGUGAAAUUGCUGAUGAAGUUAAGUGGCCAGUUCACUCCCAGUGAUCAGAAUGUAUCUGAGCGUUAUGGCUAUGGCUAAAUAACAUAAAAGGGAUUCAAGGAUUUUCCAUUCACAUUACCACGUUCUCUGCCUAGAGUCAUUGCCAUCUGUAGCCACUCACAGACUCGUUUAUCUCACUGAUAUAUUCCCAAACACACUUGCAGUGGCAGCAUUACAUGUUUUGCUCUCUUAAAGUUGACUAAAAUAUUUAUUUUCAUUGAAAAUUGUGCCAGGUAAUACUCCAUUUCUUACUCAUUUUGCCAUCACAGUGGUGCCUUAUAGAUAAAGCUUUAUUCUUCUAUCCUCAAAUGGGUUUUACCCUUGUGUACAAUAUAUACUGUAUAAUGCUGUUACACACAGAAACACAUUUAUAUUCUGCUUUCAUUAGUUCUGUAGCCAUGCAGCCUCCUCUUUUAGUUCUAUAACCAUGCAGCCUCCUCCAUAAGUUCUGUAGCCAUGCAGCCUCUUCCAUUAGUUCUGUAGCCAUGCAGCCUCCUCCAUUAGUUCUGUAGCCAUGCAGCCUCCUCCAUUUGGUUUAGAUUUGUAGGUAUGCAACAAUUAGUCCAUUAUGCAGCUGCGUCCAUUAGUUCUGUAGCCAUACAGCCUCCUCCAUUAGUUCUGUAGCCAUGCAGCCCUCUCCAUUAGUUUUGUAGCCAUGCAGCCCUCUCCAUUAGUUCUGUAGCCAUUCAGCCUCCUCUAUUAGUUCUGUAGCCAUGCAGCCCUCUCCAUUAGUUCUGUAGCCAUGCAGCCUCCUCAAUUAGUUCUGUAGCCAUUCAGCCUCCUCAAUUAGUUCUGUAGCCAUUCAGCCUCCUCCAUUAGUUCUGUAGCCAUGCAGCCUCCUCCAUUUGGUUUAAAUUAGUAGGUAUGCAACAAUUAGUCCAUUAUGCAGCUGCUUCCAUUCGUUCUGUAGGAAUGUAUUUACUUUCAGAGUGACCAAAUUUGAACACGCUCAGUUUGAGGCAUUUUGGGUGCUGAAUUGUCUUUCUUUCUGGUUAUCAGGGUAUGUGUACUAAUGGUGUGGCUAUUUGUUACUCUUCACCCAUUUACACAAUUCACACUAUGAAGUAGUAUGUGGCAUGGUAGGGUCUGUGGCUAUAACAGUAAAACCUUUAUAGAAGCUGUAGGCAGGGAGCAAAAGUAAAAGAAUGAGAUUUAUUCUAAAUAUUGCCAGUGCUCAAAUGCAACAUGACAACAAAAUAAUGAUGUUUCAGUAGCUAUAUAUUUAAUAUCUAUAUCUAAUCCUUAGAGUCAGUUACCCUAGCAACCAAGCGAAGGGUUUACAGUCUGGGAGAAAAGAGGCCCUGAACAGAUCAUUCUGCUUUUGUGUUGCCAUGAUCACUGAUCCUAGAUACUGAAUAAUUCUAACUCUAGAAAGCAGAGUUAGUGAGAUCACUACUAUAUACAACAGAGAUCCGUAUUUAGAGAGUGUGUGUGUGUAAUAAUGGGGGUCACUGACCCUAGGAACAAAAAAAACUCUGUGAGACUAUUAUUUAAUUGUUACAUUUUUACUUAUCCCAUUCUCUCAUUCAAACUACUGCCUGGUUGCUAGGGUAAGCUGCAUCCUAUCGACCAGUUGCUAUUUCAGACUGGAGUGAACUGCUGAACAAAAAGCCAAAACAAUCCAAAACCCACAAAAUAUGAAGACCAGUGGCAAACUGUCCCUCCCUGCAUCAUACUGAAAGUAAAUUUAAAAGUAAACAACCCCCUGUAUGGCCUUGCACUUUUGUUUUAGGAAUACUGGUCAGCAAGGAUAAACUUUCUUCCUCUCAAACUUACAUGAGCUGUUGCUUUGUAGUAGUGUGAGAUAAAGCCAUGUGAAUGAACUAGACUCAUGUACUGUCCUUCUUUCUCCAGCCCAGUUGCCCUCUCUCAGGCUAGUAGUACACUUGGGGUUUUGAGGUUAUAGUUAGAGAUUUUUUAAUACUCAAGUCAUUCUAGGUACUCAGUGCUUACAGUACUCCCCAUUGCUACAACACAGUACUCAGUGCUUACAGGACACCCCAUUGCUACAACACAGUACUCAGUGCUUACAGUACUCCCCAUUGCUACAACACAGUACUCAGUGCUUACAGUACUCCCCAUUGCUACAACACAGUACUCAGUGCUUAUAGUACUCCCCAUUGCUACAACACAGUACUCAGUGCUUACAGUACACUCCAUUGCUACAACGCAGGCUUUAAGCACAUUAUGGGAAUAGGGGGUCACUCAUUUUAAAUGGUUGUUGACAUUCUACAGUAGUAUAAAAUCUGUUUCUCUAUACCCUAAUCACUAUAUCCUGUGUAAAUAAUAGGACAGACACAUUUACCUAUGGUACCAAAUGCAUUUUUUUCAGGGGGCCAAUCAGAACAUUGAGCUGGAUAGCAGGAUAAGGAGCUGCCGGUUUAACCAAAAACAGUGCUUAAAGCACAGGAUAGCCCUCUAACAUCUUUACAUAAUGUAACGGAGCAAAAAAAUAAUAUUGAUACAUUUAAUUCUAACCAUGUAAUAUUUCCAUGGGGUGUACACAGGGCAUUAUGUUUACUGCACAGGGAGUUUGGCUCAUUUAGGACCUGCCCAUUGCUAUAUCAAAUAGGACUUUCUUCAUGAACCUGGCUGCCAUUUUUUUCUUAUCAAGAAUGUACAUAAUGUUUAUAAGGAGAUUUGUAGACUUGUCAUAUAUUUUGUACAAAUAAAUAUACGUUCAUUCUA